AUGGGAUUAUCAGCUCGUUUUCUUGGGUGUUUUCUUUUAGUUGUUCUGUUUGUUGAUUGUGUGGUGUUUGCUGAUGUUAAUGGAGGUGAAGAUGAGAAGUUCCUCCUUGGACAUAAACGUCCAAAGUAUGGGAAACGUUUUGGACGUGGGAUUUAUGGUAAGGGUUUUAGACAUGGUGGAGGUUUAGGUGGAGGUGCUGGUGGUGGUCUGGGAGGCGGAGGCGGAUUAGGAGGUGGCGGCGGGCUAGGACAUGGUGGAGGUCUAGGUGGUGGUGCAGGUGGAGGAGGUGGUCUUGGAGGUGGUGCCGGUGGUGGGGGUGGAUUAGGAGGAGGUGGUGGACUAGGUCAUGGUGGAGGUCUAGGAGGUGGUGCAGGCGGUGGGUUGGGUCACGGUGGAGGUCUAGGAGGUGGUGGUGGACUAGGUGGAGGAGGUGGACUUGGUGGGGGUGGUGGAGUAGGUGGUGGAGCUGGUGGUGGUUUUGGCGGUGGAGCUGGAGGAGGACUUGGUGGAGGUGGUGGACUUGGUGGUGGUGGUGGAGCUGGUGGUGGAGGAGGCAUAGGUGGAGGUGCAGGUGGUGGUGCUGGAGGUGGUUUUGGUGCAGGUGGAGGUGCUGGAGGUGGUUUAGGUGGAGGUGGAGGCGGAGGCUUUGGUGGUGGUGGAGGUGGUGGUAUUGGUGGUGGUGCUGGUGCUGGAGGAGGGUUUGGAGCUGGUGGAGGCGUUGGCGGAGGUGGUGGUUUAGGAGGUGGAGGUGGUGGUGGUUUUGGUGGUGGAGGAGGCAUUGGUGGUGGUAAGCAUUGA
Molecule: messenger RNA, 798 nt
Organism: Nicotiana attenuata
Lineage: Eukaryota; Viridiplantae; Streptophyta; Magnoliopsida; Solanales; Solanaceae
Product: glycine-rich cell wall structural protein-like
Exons: 1
Coding region: 1-798 (265 amino acids)
Source: RefSeq, a predicted model, not a curated record